AUGGCGAAUGAAAGUUUGAGCUUUCCGUCUGACUAUGUUGAUGAUGGGGGUGUGACCGUAGUUAUUUAUGCUUACUACUUCGAGAGGCAGCUUCUUGCGGCUUUGCUGAGCAUUGCCGCUUGUGUGGGAUUCAUUGGUAACAUUUUUGUCAUCCUGGCCGUCUUUCUGUCAAAGAAACUCCGGACCUCGACUAAUGUUUUCGUGGUGAACCUAAGUGUGGCGGACCUUCUAACGUGUCUCUCCCUCCCAUGGCAGUCUGUAUCGGUCCUGAGCGAGGAAGGAUGGCCGCUACCCGAAGCCUACUGGCUCUGUGUCCUAAGUGCCUCACUCUUGAUUCUCUGCUCAGGGUGUAGUGUGAACAACCUGGCCCUCAUCGCUCUCAGUCGCUGGGUCGGGAUCACCAAGUCCAGACACGCCGGGCAUUGGAUGCGAUCAGCCCGUAGGCUCACCCUGAUGGUCGCGCUCGCCUGGCUCAUCCCGUGCUCUUGCAUCAUACCACCACUAAUCUCCGACUUCGGAGAGGUGGGUUACGAGGAAAUAUACGGCUUCUGUUCAUGGGACACCCACAACAAAUACGCAGCUUACUUCAACCUCCUCCUUAUGGUAGUCUUCUACCCUUUACAGUUCUGCACCAUCAUAUUCUGCUAUUCGUCCAUUUUCAACUACGUCCGCAGUAACAACAAAAAGAUGGCGGGGACAGUUCAAACAUUAUCAGCCAAGGUAGACGGCGCCAACGUGAAGCUGCGUCGACAACUAAUGAAACGUCAACUGGACGUCACCAAGAAUCUUCUUUAUAUAGUUCUGGCUUUCAGCAUGUCUCAGACACCGUACUUUGUUCUCCUGCUUGUCUAUACCGAUCUCAGUUACCGUAUAACGCCGUACGUUGCGGUGGUGCUGUUCACCAAUUGUUGCAUGAACCCCAUCAUCUAUGCUACAUCGCAUCCGAAUUUCAAAGAGGCUUUUGAUUAUAUUGUACGUGGAAAGUGGAAGGAGUUAUCUGAAAGUCAUGUGAGCACUCGUCGAACAGGGGCUACAUCAUCAGACAAAAAGUCUACUGGAAAAGAUUCAAGGAUCUGA
This is a messenger RNA of Asterias rubens (European starfish), 1077 nucleotides long. RefSeq names its product melanopsin-A-like. Gene Ontology annotation, biological process: G protein-coupled receptor signaling pathway. NCBI's taxonomy places the organism in Eukaryota, Metazoa, Echinodermata, Asteroidea, Forcipulatida, Asteriidae. The record is from RefSeq and is a predicted model, not a curated record. The coding region runs from base 1 to 1077 and encodes 358 amino acids. The transcript has a single exon. Gene Ontology annotation, molecular function: G protein-coupled receptor activity. Gene Ontology annotation, cellular component: membrane.